UGCAUAGUGCGGCCUUUAUGCGGUGUACGUCACUUGACACGUUUGCAAAUGGCAACACAAAAAGCUUUUGAUCUUCAGUCUGCUUAUUCGGAUUUGAACAAAGCAUGUACGGCUCAAGCGUAUGAGAAGAUUAUUAACAUCUCUGGGAAAAUCCUUGCAAAACAUCCGGAUGAAGUUAAAGCCUUCCAAUGCAAAGUCGUUGCAUACAUUCGUACCGAAAAGUAUGAAGAGUGCUUAAGUUUUUUGAAGAAAAAUUCAUCACUAGUAAAUCAUGUGAUUUUUGAAAAAGCCUAUGUUGAAUAUAGGCUUAAUCGUCUUUCCGAGGCUGCUAAAACUCUUGAAUCAGCAGAUAUUAAUGACCUGAAGGCUCAAGAACUGAAAGCUCAAGUGCUGUAUAGAAAGGGCGAUUUCGCUGGAUCAUACACAUGCCUACGGACAGUGAUUCGGAAUUCUCAGGAUGAGUACAGUGAAGAGCGCCUUACUAACUUAGCAGCAGUGGCUGCGGCUGAAUCAUGCUUUAACAAGUCAUAUUUAGAUCUAGAUGUUAGUCCAGAAAUGUAUGAAGGGAAGUUUAACGUGGCUUGCUAUAAUCUUGGACGUGGUGAUAGUCAACUUGCAUCUCAGUUGUUAGAUGAUGCUGAAAACACAUGCAACCUUAUUUUAUCUGAGGAUCCAGAAGUAACUGAAGAGGAAAAAAAUGAAGAAUUAGCUCCCAUCAGAGUUCAACGAGCAUACAUUUUACAGCUCAAUAAGAAAGAAGAAGAAGCCAAUCAACUUUAUCAGUCGGUGAUUCGACAAAGAGUUUCCGACCCUGCACUUCUUGCUGUAGCUGCAAAUAAUAUUGUUUGUAUCAAUCGUGAUCAAAAUAUAUUCGAUAGUCGUAAACGUAUUAAAAUGGCAUCUACAGACGGUUUACAAUUCAAGCUUUUCCCACAUCAGCGUAAUGAUAUGCUUGUCAAUCAGGCUUUAUUCUACUGGUACACAAAUCAAAUGGAAGCAUGUACAUCCAGACUUCGUGCACUUUUGCAAGAAGAAUCAAAUCCACGUGCAUUACUCCUAUCAGUUGCACAGUUGGUUAAGGAGAAAAACAUAGAUAAAGCAAUAUCCCUUUUAGAAGAUUAUCUAUCCAAAGUUUCUGGUUCAUCUACUGCGAAGGAUAGUGAAAUGAAUGUGGAAGUCCUUUUGGCACUGGCUCAGUUAAAUCUUCGUAAAAUGUCUUCAAGUCACCUGGCGCAUGGUAUUCCUCAUCCUAUGAAUGCUUUAAAUGUAGCUAAAUUGCUGCAAGAUCUUCUUCCAGAGCAUCUUCUUCAUUGCCCAGGAGUUCUGUCUACACGCAUAGCUUUAUAUCUACUAGCAUGUGCUGGUGAUAAUGCCGUACAAACACGUGCAGACAGCAUGAAACAAAUAGUCAGUUGUAUUGAGUCUGCUCUGCAUUUUUAUGAAGAAUCAGAAGAUCGGGGUGAAGUGUACUCACACCUACUGGAUUAUUGUGGAACAUUUUUACUACAACAAGGUGAAGCAAAGCUUGCAGCAGAAUUACUUGAGAAACAGUUAGCUCAACUUGAGCUAGGCACUAAAAACAAGUCAACUGAUAAACAAAGCAGCUUGUUAAAACAAGUACUAGUUGCUAGAUUAGUACGUGCUUAUGCUCAAUUCGAUCGUCCGAAAGCUGAACAAGCCUGUAAAUCUCUACAACCAAAGGAGUCUUUAUCAGAAGCUGAUGUGGAUACACUUGAGACUGCCUUCUUGUAUGGUGCGAAGUCUUUUAAACGUCUUGGUAAAACUAAUGAGCAAACAGAUGCUUCAGAUAAACCCAAAUCGAAACAAAAUCAAGCUAGAAAAGAUGCUUCUGGCAUUCCUUCUCCAGAAAAUGCUCCCGUAGAACAAGUUAAAAAACGAUCUAAACGAAAAAAGAGGAAAAUUCGAUUACCAAAGAACUACCAACCAGGAGUUCUUCCUGAUCCUGAUCGUUGGUUGCCUCGAAGAGAACGCACUCAUUAUCGUGGCAAACGUCGUGACAAGCGCUAUGCGCCUACACGUGGUCCACAGGGUCAAGUAACUGGUGGAAACGAGUGGGAUGCGGCGGCUCGUAGUCCGAAAGUCGUCCAACCCCGUGAAGAUACUUCAGCAGGAUCCACCCCGAAACAACUGUCUGGUGCUGCCAGACAACAGCAACAAAAGAAGGGUCGUAAGAAAGGCCGUUAAUAUCUUUUGUCAAAUGUAAUGUCAACCAUAGAUUCAUAUACAUAUAUAUUCUGUCCAAGUUGUAGUGAUUAACAGAAGUACAUUGUGUACAGUUACUUCAGUAUACUUGUGUACAUUUGCUUCUGCUUUAUCGUAUUUAUAAUUUUCUUUUGAAGCCUCUGUUUCAUCACUUAAAAUAGUUUCGCCUCUCAGUACAGUCUAUUUGCUGUAUUAGGCUGUUUACAUUGAGCUACACUGUGAGCAUAAUCCAAAUAUCGGUUUGUUUGCUCUGCAUAUGUUUAUUUAUUUUGCUUUACUUGUGUAAUAUGGUGUCUUUCCUCUCUUUUGCGUUACGCCUUUUUUGUGAUCACUGUGUAUAUCUUGGGUCAUUUCUAUCUAUCGUGCAUAUAUCAUGCUCUGGUUAAUAAUUGUAUUCGUGUUUUAAAAUGGUUGGGUUUUCAAGGGAUCAGGUAAAUUUUAUGCAUUUUGGAUUUAUCGCGUGACUUAUAAUGUUACCCUG
Trichobilharzia szidati is the source of this 2704-nucleotide messenger RNA. The record is from the annotation of a GenBank genome assembly. NCBI's taxonomy places the organism in Eukaryota, Metazoa, Platyhelminthes, Trematoda, Strigeidida, Schistosomatidae.